UCGCCGCCGCACAUCCUUUCGCUUCCUCUGCCGGGUAUCAAACAGGCUGCAGGAUGUCCAUAGUGAAUAUUGUUGCCAGGGAGAUCCUGGACUCCCGGGGAAACCCAACAGUGGAAGUGGAUCUUCAUACCAAUAAAGGUCUGUUCAGGGCCGCGGUGCCGAGCGGCGCCUCCACCGGCAUUUACGAGGCUCUGGAACUCCGAGAUGGUGACAAAACUCGCUACAAGGGCAAAGGCGUCACCAAAGCAGUCGGUCAUAUUAAUGACACGCUUGGACCGGCCCUCAUUGAGUCAGGGAUCAGCGUGCUGGAGCAAGAGAAACUGGACAAUUUGAUGAUCGAAAUGGACGGCACCGAAAACAAAUCUAAGUUUGGGGCUAACGCUAUUCUGGGUGUCUCACUGGCCAUAUGCAAGGCCGGAGCGGCGGAGAAAGACACGCCCCUCUACCGUCACAUCGCCGAUCUGGCGGGAAACCGAGACCUGGUUCUCCCGGUACCUGCCUUUAAUGUGAUCAACGGGGGGUCUCAUGCCGGGAAUAGGCUCGCUAUGCAGGAGUUUAUGGUACUGCCCGUAGGGGCGGAGUCAUUCCGUGAGGCCUUGCGCGUGGGGGCGGAGCUGUACCAGACGCUGCGGGGCGUGAUCAAGGAGAAAUACGGUCAAGAUGCAACAAAUGUGGGCGACGAAGGGGGAUUCGCACCCAACAUCCAGGAGAACAGUGAAGCAUUGGAGCUGAUCAAGACAGCCAUCGAGAAGGCAGGCUUCACUGACAAAGUGGUCAUCGGCAUGGACGUGGCCGCCUCCGAAUUUUUCAUGGAGGGCAAUUACGACCUGGACUUCAAAUCCCCGCCCAACGCCGCGCGCAACAUCAGCGGCGAGGAGCUCGCUGCCAUCUACCAAGGCUUCAUCAACAACUACCCAGUUGUUUCCAUCGAAGACCCUUUCGACCAGGAUGACUGGCCAGCUUGGACUCAGUUCACUGCCUCGGUGGGAAUUCAGGUGGUUGGGGAUGAUCUGACCGUCACCAACCCGCGUCGGAUCCAACGUGCCGUGGACGACAAGGCCUGCAACUGCCUGCUGCUUAAAGUCAACCAGAUCGGCUCUAUUACGGAGGCCAUCAAGGCUUGUAAACUAGCUCAGGAGAACGGCUGGGGCGUGAUGGUGAGCCAUCGCUCGGGUGAGACCGAGGACACCUUCAUAGCGGACUUGGUGGUGGGUCUCUGCACUGGACAGAUUAAAACCGGAGCCCCCUGUCGCUCGGAACGUUUGGCCAAGUACAAUCAGCUCAUGAGGAUUGAGGAAGAGUUGGGUGAGCAGGCUCGCUUUGCCGGACACAACUUUCGCAAUCCCAGCGCACUCUGAGCACCCGGCGCUGACGUCGGCAAUCGUUGCGAGAAAUGCUCUGUUGGGCAACAUUGAUCCCGGGCUUUGCCAUUAUGUGGCUGAAUUUGAUGCGAGCAUCCCCCUGCACUGACCUCCCGUCACUAAGUUCUCUCAACUGUGAAUGAUUUUUGUCCUUUAGUGUGUUUUUGUCAUCUUCCCUGACUUUCCUAUCGUGAAUGCGAAGCAGCUUUAAACAAAGUUAUGUUUGUGACUAAUUGUGGCAAAAAAGUAAGAUGGGUACAUGGUGAGUCCAUCCUCACAUCUCUAUAGUUUUUUGUUGUUUUAAUGUAAAUGUACAUUGACCUCCUGCAAAUUCUAAUGAGUCAGUGCAACUGCUUUAUCCAGCAGGCUUUACAAAUAUUUUUGUCCCUUUCUUGUAGCGAGUUAAGGUUACCAAAAUAUGAGAAACAGUUGUUGCUAUGUCACUGUGCACUUGUACAUCACCGCAGCCUACAACCGCAACAAUAAGCAGAUGAUUCAACUACUUGUGUGUAUUAUCACAGAUGACCACAAUAAAAUGUUCAC
Messenger RNA from Syngnathus typhle (broad-nosed pipefish), 1904 nucleotides. RefSeq names its product gamma-enolase. Gene Ontology annotation, biological process: glycolytic process. Bases 54 to 1358 code for a protein of 434 amino acids. NCBI's taxonomy places the organism in Eukaryota, Metazoa, Chordata, Actinopteri, Syngnathiformes, Syngnathidae. Gene Ontology annotation, cellular component: phosphopyruvate hydratase complex. Gene Ontology annotation, molecular function: magnesium ion binding; phosphopyruvate hydratase activity. The transcript is spliced from 13 exons. The record is from RefSeq and is a predicted model, not a curated record.